AUGUUCGCCUUCGAUGCCGUCUUCUCGCACGACGAUUCGCAGACGGAAGUUUGUUCGAGUGCACUCAGUGACGUCAUCCAUGCUGUCAUCAAUGGUACUGAUGGGUGCCUCUUUUGCUUUGGUCAUGCAGGUUUGGGUAAAUCCUACACGAUGCUAGGCACACCCGAAAACGCCAACACUCUUGGAAUAAUACCCUGUGCAAUAUCAUGGCUGUUUAAAGGAAUAAACGAACAAAAACAGAAGACUGGUGCUAGAUUUUCCGUCAGAAUUUCCGCAGUGGAAAUUUGUGGUCCGACCAAUCAGCUGAAGGAUCUGCUUGCGGGAUAUUCAAAUGAUUCCGAGCAAUCUCCCGGCGUCUACCUCCGCGACGACCCGCUGCUGGGCAGCCAGCCACCGCCCUGCGAGUUGCGCGUGCCCUCGGCCGAAAGGGCCGCCCGCUACCUCGACGCCGCCCUCGAGGGCUCCAAGGACGCCAAGGACAAGCACCUGCUGUGCACGCUGCACGUGUACCAGUACAGCGUGGCGGGAAAGGGCGGAGUUGCUGGCGGUAGAAGCCGCCUCCACCUGUUCGACCUAGGCAACUCGGACCGCUCCAAAGCGGGCGGCGGCAUCCCACUCUCCGGCCUCGGCAACGUCUUGCUCGCCAUCUUCAACGGGCAGCGCCAUCUGCCCUACAAGGAGCACCGUCUCGCCCGGCUGCUGAAAGACUGCCUGGGCUCGUUAACGUGCCACGCGGCCAUGAUUGCGCAUGUGUCGCCAGCUGCGAGCUGUUAUUCGGACACCCUCACCACCGUGCAGCUGGCCUCCAGGGUGCACAGAAUGAGGAGGAGGAGGGUGAAGUUUGCUGGAACGGGCGCGGGGAACGGGUCUGGAGGAAGUUCAGGUGAAGAGGCAACUAGAACAACAGGAACUAGCAGCGAACCAGAUCCAUCUAGUAGUGAUCUAUCAGCAGACACAGUCAUCUACGUAGGAAGAACGGACGAUGCCACUGAUGGCGAACAUCCUCCUGUAUAUAUUCCCAGCCUCAACUCUGGAGACAAUCGUUGCUCGAUGACCAAAGCCUUGAGAGGAUCCAGUGCCGAACAAAAAACAAGCCAAUCACCGAAACACCAGAAAUCGGAAGAAAAAACCACACCCCACCGUGCCUCUGUCAAGUCUUCACAAAACAUCAAAACAUCCCCAGCGCACACUAACUCACCGAAACCAUCUCCCAGCAGAAUACCCUCUCUAAAAUCCAAGACUGAACCAAGUAAACUCUCUUUGAACGGCUGCAGCGACGAACAAUGGAUAGACGGCCCAAGAAUCUCCAAAUCCAAAGUCGCAGAAGCCCUCCACCUCAUGAAAGAAGCAUGUCACGUGAAAAAAUGCGAAACCUGGAUAGACGGACCCAUGCAACAGGAAAACCAACUCGCCUACGGCUACAUGGACACUCACAAGAAAAACAUGAUACGGCAAUGGGUGGAGCACCAAACGAUCCAGAUACAGAAAACCAAGCAUCCGAGUCCAAGGGUCGCAGAAAUAAGAUCCGCGAAGGAUCCUCCAAAAGAACUCACCCAGUUCAAAUGUACAGAUGACAAGGAAGACACCCUGAGCCCAAAGAAGCUCAAGUCCAAUCAGAUCGUACCAGAGGAAACAGAGAAAGAGUUGCUGGAAGAAGACAUGGAGGAUGAUGAAGAACCUGUACUUCCUCCAGCACUUCCCUUGAUCCAACCACUGAGUAGCCGAGAGGUAUCCCUGGAAAGUCUCGAUCAACUGCUGAAAGAAAGAAUGCUUUCCAACGCCGAGUACAAUAACUACCAAAAAUCUUCAUUCGAAGAAGAACUAGAUGAUGAUGAAGUGCUGGAAAUCAUAGAGGUAGAAGAACCUUUGGAACCCGUGCCGACUCAAGACUCCUGUUUACAAGUCACAGAAGAAGACAUCGCCUUUUGCAUGGGCUACACCGAAAACCCAUUGCCAGAAGUCGACCAAGAGAACCCACUGGAUCAUCCCCUGAGGAUACUCAGCCAAGAAAACCUCACCGUGGUCUCAACUUUCACUGACUCCAUGUCUGUUUUCAAUGACCUGGAAAGACUUUUGCCUAGGUACCAAGCUGACCAGCGCAGUUUUUACCACGACUACGAAGAUCCUGAUAAUCCUUACUCAAACAAUGGUAACCCGGAUGAGGCUUCCUUGAAGAAGCUGAACCAGCUUACGAGGCUGCACGAGCUCUACACUGAUAGGCUCGCCCAAGCCAACCUUUUGAGCUCAGAAACAUAUCGGAAACAAAAACAAGAAAAAACCUUGACCAGAUGCGAAUCCUUAACCCUUACAGACAUGCUGUAUGGGGAGAAAAGAGGCAUGAAUGAUGAUAGCAGCAUCUACAGCGAGCCAGCUUACCUGCAAGAGAAGUUCUGCGAGAACUGCAAAGUGAAUAUGUCGAGACCCAGCUGUCAAGACACUUACUUGUUUAGCAGUACCAGGAACUUGAGAGAGAGGAGCUCUCAUGAGCUGAGCAGUAGGUUCCAGAGAUACAACCACAAGUACAGGGACAACUUGGAGUACCUCCGCCACCCUGACGGAGCUUCCAACCCCAAUCUGCGGGACGAAGCAGCCGGCAGACUCCCUGGAAACGGUGCCUCUUCCACUGAAGUCCUCCCAGAAUCCAUCACUUCCCAGCCGUUGCCACCCCCCAACAGUCUUCCCUCCGUGGAGAGAAUCUCCAGGGCGAUUCUCAGCUUGGAGACGGGGGUGACGGCUGUCAAACUAGGGCAAAAGUCUGAGGGGUAUGAUAGUGGGCAUGAUUCCACCCCCAGGACUUCCAAGCAUAGUCCUGCUGCUAUUUCCAGGAGGGCUGAAAGCGGGUACGACAGCAUAGUGAGGGACAGCGAGAGUUCUAGCAUUGAUUCUGAGCCUAGCAGGUUGUCCCAUUGUCAGGGCAGAAGGGGAAAGUGCAAGCACAAGCACGACAAGUCUUUUUGCUCUUGGUUUCUGAAUCCUUUUACGUGCAAGUAUAUUGAUGAGCCUCCGGAGACUCAUUUCUAG
This is a messenger RNA of Phaedon cochleariae (mustard beetle), 3021 nucleotides long. The record is from the annotation of a GenBank genome assembly. NCBI's taxonomy places the organism in Eukaryota, Metazoa, Arthropoda, Insecta, Coleoptera, Chrysomelidae.